GUCUGGGAGGAACCGGGACCGAGAGGUGGACGGAGAGAGACUGCCUGCUUGCUGUAGUCUCAGAGUCGCUUUGGCUGCAGCCGAGUCGGUGUCACAAUGAGUAUGUACGGGUCUCAGAAGGCCCUGAACAUGGGCCGCAGGAACGGGUCCAAAGGAGACUUGAGCGGGAUGCAGCAGUACGCACGGAGCGAGGUGGUGCACAUGGGAGGCGGUAACGGAUACGAACCUUACCUGGACGGAUACAACACCUACAACUUCUCAAAGUCCUCUGGAGGCGGCAUGGGAGAAAUGUCGAGCAGCAUGAUGAGACAAAUGUCGAGCGGUAUGGGAGGCGGCAUGAUGAGACAAAUGUCGAGCGGCGGCAUGAUGAGAGAAAUGUCGAGCGGCAUGGGAGGCGGCGGAACGAUGACCAGGAUGUCGAGCGGUGGAGGAGGCGGCGGAAUGGGAGAAAUGUCCAGCAGCAUGAUGAGAGAAGUGUCGAGCGGCAUGGGAGGCGGCAUGAUGACCAGUGUGGAUGGCGGCAUGAUGAGCGGCAUGGGAGGCGGCAUGAGUGGCUCCAGCACCAUCCACCAGAGGGCUAUGAUCCUGCAGGCCCAGUGCCAGGAGUACCUGAAGAAAGCCGAAUACGCCCUUCAGUCUGGCGGCGCCUCCGGUGACGCGGAGCGCUACAUGUCAAUGGCUAAAGAGACCAUUGAGCAGCUGAAGGGCUACGCGAUGGACCUGAGACAAAUGGGACAGCCCAAUGACAACGUAGUCAGGACUUUGGAGAUAUGUAAAGACCAGCUGAAGGGGGUCCACAUGGUCAUGACCGGCAGCCUGAACAGGAGGAGGAGCACCAGAGGGAGCUCCGGAGGCUGGGAGGAGCCUCCGAGGAGCUUCCAAGACGCUAUGGGCUGGAUUGCACAGCAAAAGCGUCUGAUUGAAACUGCUUCAUGGGGAGACGAUCCUGCUGCCAUCGAGCAGCAGCUCAUCAACCACUCGAACUUUCACAGCUCCAUCCAGAGGAGCGUCGAGGUGGAGCGAGCCAGAGAUGAGCUGAUGAAGAAAGGAGACAAGGGAAAUCUUCACGCUCUGGAUCAGGAGUGGGACAGUCUGCAGCAAAUGUCAUUUGGUCGGACCGAGCAGCUGCAGAACCUCAAGCGGAUCAUUCAGGAUAUGUCCAAAGAGAUCAUGUGGGUGAACGACAGGGAGGAGGAGGAGCUGAUGUUUGACUGGGGAGACAAGAACAUUGACCAGUACAUCCCACGGAAACAGGAGAGCUACUCGAAACUGAUGAGUGCCCUGGAGGAAAAAGAGAAGGACCUGAAUAAACUGAAAGCCAGAGUGGACGGCCUCCUGAAGCUCAACCACCCAGCUUCAGACAAGAUCGAGGCUUACAGGGACACUCUGCAGACUCAGUGGAGUUGGCUCCUUCAAAUCACCAAGUGCAUUGAUGUUCAUCUGAAGGAGAAUGCAGCUUACAACCAGUUCUUCAAAGAGGCCAAUGAGACGUACAGCGGCCUGCAGAAGGAACAUGAGACGGUCCGGAUGAAAUUCGCUUGUGACAAGAACACUUCACUGGAGGACCUGAUGGAGCUCCUUCAGGGACUAGAGAGGGAGAAGGAGAAUAUAAUGGAAAACAAGAGGCAGGUUCAUCAUCUGGUCAACAAGUCCAGGACCAUUGUGAGACUGAAACCCAGAAACCCUGAAGAGAAGAGCAGCACCCCCGUCAUCGUCAAAGCUCUGUGUGACUACAAACAAGACCAGAAGGUGAUCUGUAAGGAGAAUGAGGCGAUCCUAAAGGACAACAGUCAACGCAGUAAGUGGGACGUUACCGGCCCGGGAGGACUGGAUAUGUUGGUGCCCUCCGUGUGCCUGAUCGUACCACCUCCCAACCCACUCGGCAUCAGUAUGGCCAACAAGAACGAGCAGUACUAUGAGGCCAUCCUGUCAAUCUGGAGUCAGUUGUACAUCAAUGUUAAGAGUCUCAUCGCCUGGCAGUACUGCCUCAUUGAUAUCAGGAAAAUCAACUCCCUCACCGUGACCAUGCUGUCCCGCAUGCGUCCCGAGGAAUACCGCCAACUCAUCAAGAGCCUGGAGUCUCGCUACGAGGAGUUCAAAAUGACCAGCCACGGCUCCCAGAUGUUUGCUGACGAGGACAAGAAGAUGAUUGAGAACCAGGUCACCGGAGCCCAGACCCACUAUGACCAGAUCGUGGUGGAGCUGCCUACUUACAUUGCUCAACAGGAACACAUAGAAGUACAGCAAGCGUCCGGCCAGCAAUACCAACAGCAGCUGAUCCUAGUACAGCAAGCGUCCAACCAGCAACACCAACAGCAGCUGAUUCUAUUACAGCAGCAGCAGCAACAACAAGCUGCCGCCGAAGCCGAGGCCAGGAGGCUCGAAGAGGAGGCCAGGUGGCGCGAAGAGGAGGCCAGGAGGCUCGAAGAGGAGACCAGGAGGCGCGAAGCGGAGGCCAGGAGGCUCGAAGAAGAGACCAGGAGGCGCGAAGCGGAGACCAGGAGGCUCGAAGAAGAAAGACGAAGAGCGGAGCUGAAAAGAGCAAAGAAAACGGAAGUGAAGUUGGUGAAGAAGGUGAAGGUGGUCACUUCUUCUGCUGCCCCUCCUGUCUCCUCCCACUCCUUCUCCUCCUCCUCCACCUCCACCUCCUCAUCCUCAUCCUCCCGCAGCUUAACUGAGCUGCAUGCGCUCAGACUCAGGCUGGAGGCCUCCGAGGGCACGCUGAGUCAGCACGUUCACAUCUGCCUCGGAGACGACUGGAUGCACGACUGUGGCCUCAAGAUAUCUGAGCUAGAGAUGCUUCUGCGUAAUGUCGACUCGAUGCGUGAGGAGCACUUGCGUCUGAGGGAGCAUAUCUUGAAGGAGCUGGAGGGCAUGAAUGAUUCAGAUAAAGCCCAGUUCCUCCGCAACGAGGUUGAAGUCAUCAACCAGAGGCUGGGUAGUCUGGAGAGCAGCUCAUCAGCUUACCUGGACCGGCUGAAGGCUCUAAGGGACAUGCUGGAGAGUGUGGAACAAGCCGAAGACAUAGUGAAAGUCCACGAGGCGAGACUGGUGGAGAAAGAGACCACCUCUCUGUCGCCCAACGAAGUGGAGGAAUACAUGUUGACCCUGAAGAAUGUUAAAGCGGAGCUGGAUCUGAAGAGGGGUAUUCUGGCCACCAUGGAGACGGAGCUAGCCAAGGCCAACCACUGGAGCGGCCAGCUGGGCGGGCCCUUCCAGAGGUGUGACAUGAUGCUGUCCAAAUACUCUGAGCAGGUGGUUCUGCUGUCAGACCGCUGGAGACGACUCCUAGGGCAGAUUGACACCAGAGUCCAGGAUUUGCAGUCGUACCAGCCUCAGCUGGAGCACUACAAGCAAACCAGCACCUCCCUUAUUGACUGGAUUGAUGCCACACGGACAAAACAAGACACCCUGCAGGCCACCAAGAUAGAGAGCAUCCAAACACUGAUGGACCAAAUUAACAACCAGAAGGCCCUGAACUCUGAAAUCAAAUCGAGGAGGGAGACAGUAGAGAGCGUGCUGAGGGACAAUGAGGCCUGUGUGAUUUCUAUCAAGGAUUAUGAAACGGACCUGGCCUCUUACACCUCUGGUUUAGAGACGUUGCUCAACAUCCCCAUCAAAAGGACAAUGCUGAAGUCGCCGUCGAUGGACCUAAAUUUGGAAGCUACACAACUGCAAACCCGUUACAUGGAGUUGCUCACACAUUCUGGUGACUACUACAAAUUCCUGGGAGAGCUGCUAAAAAACAUGGAGGAGCUCAAGAUUCGUAACACCAGGAUUGACCUGUUAGAGGAAGAACUUCGCCUGCUGAGGGAGGGCAUGCGAGACCGCGACUCCAAGAAUAAAUCUCUAGAAGAGUCUGUUUCCCGUUAUGAGCUGGAGUUGUCCGACUCGCGGGACAAGCUGCUGUCGAUUGAGGAGGUGAAGCAAACCGCUACGCUGCAGUGCAGUGCCACUAUGGACAGCCUGGACAGCACUCAGAGCCAGCUGGCAGACCUCAACGAUGAGGUGACACGUCUCAACUACUUGCUUGAGGAAGAGAAGAGGAAGAGGAGGCUGGCAGAGGAGCGCUACACUACGCAGCAGGAGGAGUACGAGCUGGUGCUGAGGAAGAGGCAGAAGGAGCUGGACACGGUCAGCUGGUCCAAGGUGGAGAUUGAGAAGAGUGUGACAAACAAGGAUCACGAGAUUGAACAGCUGCGGCGGCAGCUGGCUGAGGAGGCGGCGAGGAUCAGGGAGCUACAGAAGGAGAUGUCAAAGGUAAGGAGCCAAUGCAGUAUGGAGAUCAAUAACUUAAAGCUCAGCUACGAAUCCCAGAUCCACGUCAGCUGCACAGACAUGCAGAGGCUGGCAGCCCAGAGGGAGGAGGAUACCGUUGAUGUCCAGCUGCGGUAUGACAGGAUGGAGGCAGAGAGGAGGAAUCUGGAGGAGGAGCUCAGGAAGCUCAGGAUGUCUCUGAGCCAGGCUGAGGAACAAAGGAACAGGGCAGAAGAAGAAGCUCACAGUCAGCGUGCUGUCAUCACAGAGGAAGGGCGCAGGAGGAGAGAACUGGAGAGUCAGGUGGAGGUGCUGAUUAGGCAGAGAGACGAGGAACGCAGCCAGUAUGCAGAGGAGCUGGCUGAAGUCAUGAAGAGGCUGCAGGAGAAGAGUGACGAGCUGGCCUACAUUACACACAGCCUGGAGGAAGAGACCCGCAGGAGGAGAACUAUAGAGGAAGGGCAGGAUGUGUUCGAACAGACUCUGGCCCAGCUGCAGGUGAAGCUAACCAGUUCAUCAGUGGCUGCAACCCAGCUGGGGGAGUGCGAGGAAGAGCUCCAGAAGAUACGUAUGGAGCUUGAGAGGGAGAGCAGGGAGCGAAGCAGAGUAGAGCAGAACAUGAGCAGGCUACAGAGUCGCAUGAAGGACCUUCAGGAUGUGAGAGGUGGGCUGGAGAGCCAAGUGGAGAAUCUGAGGAGGGCCAACCAAGAGGAAGUGUCCAGAAGAAGGCAGGUAGAAACAGAGCUGGAAAACACCACCAAGGCCAUGACUGAGUACAUCAGCACCGUUACCACUCUAAGCCAGAGCCAAGAGCACGCCAGCAUGUCAGAAAAGAGAGGUGAAGAAGAGCGCCUUAGGUUGCAGGAGGAGCUGGAGAGAAGCUCGAGACAAAACAAGACCUCUGCAGAGCGCAUGACUCAGCUGAGCGCCGAGCUGAAGGCCCUGCAGCAACAGCUCCUCCAGGAGCAGGCAGGAGGCAAAGAGGCAAACCUCAGGAAUGAGGGCCUUUACAGAACUAUAGAGGAGAAGAGUAAGGCCCUGAAUGAGCGCUCUGGUGAGCUUCAAAGGCUGAAGGAGAUGGCAGAAAGCCAGACCAAAGAAAGGCUGAGGCUGGAGGAGGAACUAAGCGCAGCACGACAUGAUAAAGCGGAACUCCUGAGAUCCAAACAGGGAAGUGAUGAUGAGCUCUCCUCCCAGAUUACAGCCCUGCAACUGCAGCUUCAAGCCAGUGAGCGCAGCAAUGUAGAUUACCGCAACCUGGCCUCAGAGCUCUCCUCGGAGAGGGAGAAACUCAAGCUGGAGACUGAGAAAAUACAAAAGCAGGCCACCGAGACAACCACCAUGAUGCAAUCCAUUCAGUCCCAGUACAAUGAGAUUGUGAAUGAGAGAGAUGCUCUUUUGCUGAGACUGCAAUUGUCAGAUAAGGACAAAGAUCGCUACCAAAGGCUAGAGGACGAACUCAGUCGCAUUAAAUUGUCCCAAGACUCUGAGCUUCGCAGUAAGCAACGUAUACAGGAUGAGAACGAGAGGGCGAAGAGGGAUUCAGAUUACUGGAAGGACCAGUUUGAUAGUAAGCAGGUCCUGAUCAGGCAAUAUGAAACAGACAAGGAACGUCUGGAGAGGGAAAAGAACUCUCUGAAAAGUGAGCUAGAGAGGCUGAUGAGGGAUCUGAGGGAGCUUGAUGAGACAUAUAAAAUCAGGCUGUCAGAUAUGCAGAAAGAACUGCGAGAGGUGGCUGUUGUCAGAAAAACCAUGGAAACUGAGCUGAUGAGAGUUAGAGAGCCCCCAACCUUGGAUCCUUCCACUUUGGUCUUUGAUGGAGUCCGUAAGCCAGUCACAGCAAACCAGUUGGUUGACUGUGGUGUUUUGGACAAACCAACACUUAGCCAGCUUGUGAAGGGGCAUAAGACUGUGCCUGAUGUCUCUGUCGACAAAAAAGUCAGUCUCAAAGGGACAGGCCCAAUAGCCGGGGUGGUAAUUCAAGGUCCGAAAGGUCCAGGGUCUUUUACAGGCCCCUUAUGCAAAAUGACUUUCACCGAAGCAAAGAAAGAGAAUCUGCUACCACCAGAUAGCGUAGACCUACUACUGGAUGCUCAGGCUGCCACAGGCCACAUAAUUGACCCAAGAACUAAUAGGAAGUUGACAGUUGAAGAGGCAUGUGAUCAAGGUGUGGUUGAUGAAGAGGACAGAGAGAGGUUGUUGGCAGCAGAAGCUGCAGCUGUAGGAUAUUGUGGUCCUGGCACAAACAAACCCCUUUCAGUAUUUCAGGCUAUGACGAAAGGACUGAUUGACAAGAACACAACACUGCGUCUGCUACAAGCCCAGGAGUCUGUGGGGGGCAUCCUAGAUCCCAUACUCAGUGUGUUCCUUCCUAAAGACACAGCCAUUGAGCGUAACCUAAUUAAUGAUGACAUAUAUCAUGCUCUGAGUCGGAGGCCUGAGCUCUACCUGGACCCCGAAAGUGAAGAUGGUGUAACCUAUAUGUCAAUGAAGAGGAAAUGUAAGGUAGAGCCACACACAGGCCUUCUGCUUCUUCCGAUCCCUGAGAAGGUAGACCCCUCCAAAAUUGUCUUUGAUGGUGUUCGGAAACCUGUCACAGCCAAGCAGCUCCUUGAUUGUGGUGUCCUGGACAAGCCAACAUUUAAAGAUCUAGAAAAGGGGAAGAAAAAUGUCCCAGAGGUGUCUGUAGACAAACAUGUUAAUCUGAAGGGGACUGGACCCAUUGCUGGGGUGGUAGUCGGACGUGAAGGAAAAAUGUCUUUCUCAGAAGCCAAGAAACGGAUGCUCUUGCCCCCAGAUAGUGCAGAUUUGCUACUGGAAGCCCAGGCUGCCACAGGUCACAUCAUUGACCCCAGAAACAAUCAGAAGCUGACAGUAGAUGAGGCAUGUGACAGAGGAGUGGUGGAUAUUAAGGAUCGAGACAGAUUAUUGGAAGCUGAAGCUGCUGCUGUGGGAUACAAGGAUUUUAGUGCAGCCAAGCCUCUCUCAGUGUUUGAGGCCAUGAAGAAGGAACUAAUUGACAGGAAGACUGGGCUACGCCUGCUGCAGGCCCAGGAGUCUGUGGGAGGUAUUCUAGAUCCCAAUCUCAGUGUGUUCCUUCCCAAAAAUACAGCUAUUAAGCGCAACCUUUUGGAUGAAAACCUCCGUCAAGCUCUAAACCAGAGUCCUGAGUGUUACUGUGACCCAGAAACUGAGCGUGAUGCCAGCUAUGGAGCAUUGAAGAAAAGAUGCAAGACAGAGCCUCACACAGGUCUGCUACUUUUGCCAAUCACUGAGAAGCUAGACCCUUCCAAACUGAUCUUUGAUGGUGUUCGUAAGCCAGUAACAGCACAGCAGUUGCUUGAUUGUGGGGUCCUGGACAAACCAACAUUUAACCAACUAAUGAAGGGAGAGAAAACUGUCCCACAGGUGUCUGUGGAUAAGAAGGUCUUUCUAAAGGGGACAGGAUCGAUUUCUGGCGUGGCAGCUGGACCUUUAGGGAAAAUGUCUUUCUCAGAGGCCAAAAAACAGAUGCUCAUGCCUGCGGAAAGUGCCGAUUUGCUACUGGAUGCUCAGGCUGCCACAGGACACAUCAUUGACCCCACAACCAAUCAGAAGCUAACAGUAGAGGAGGCAUGUGCCAGAAGAGUGGUGGAAAAUAGGGAUCGAGAUAGACUCCUGGCAGCAGAAGCCGCUGCUGUGGGUUACCGGGACCCAAGCACAGCUAAGCCUCUUUCAGUGUUUGAGGCAAUGAAAAAGGGAUUAAUUGACAGGAAGACUGGGCUACGGCUGCUGCAGGCCCAGGAGUCUGCCGGGGGCAUUCUAGAUCCCAAUCUCAGUGUUUUCCUCCCCAAAGACACAGCUAUAAAGCGCAACCUUUUGGAUGAGGACCUCCGUCAAGCUCUAAACCAGAGUCCUGGGUGCUACAUUGACCCAGACACUGAACGUGAUACCAGCUAUGGGGCUUUAAAGAAGAGAAGCAAAACAGAGUCUCACACAGGCCUGAUACUUCUGCCAAUCAAUGAGAGGAAAGACCCUUCCAAACUGAUCUUUGAUGGUGUUCGUAAGCCAGUAACAGCACAGCAGUUGUUUGAAUGUGGAGUCCUUGACAAGCCAACAUUUGACCAAUUAGUGAAAGGCGAGAAAACUGUCCCAGCAGUGUCUACGGAAAAGACAGUCUAUCUAAAGGGGACUGGACCCAUUGCUGGGGUAGUAGUCGGACGUGAAGGAAAAAUGUCUUUCUCAGAAGCCAAGAAACGGAUGCUCUUGCCCCCAGAUAGUGCAGAUUUGCUACUAGAAGCCCAGGCUGCCACAGGCCACAUCCUUGACCCUGAAGCUAAUCAGAAGCUGACAGUAGAGGACGCAUGUGCCAAAGGAGUAGUGGACAUUAGGGAUCGAGACAGAUUAUUGGCAGCAGAGGCUGCUGCUGUUGGCUUCAAGGAUCCUAGCGGAGCCAAGCCUCUCUCAGUGUUUGAGGCCAUGAAGAAGGGACUCAUUGAAAGGAAGACUGGGCUACGCCUGCUGCAGGCUCAGGAGUCUGUGGGAGGUAUUCUAGAUCCCAAUCUCAGUGUGUUCCUCCCCAAAGACACAGCUGUAAAGCGCAACCUUUUGGAUGAGGAACUUUGUCAUGCUCUAAACCAGAGUCCUGAGUGUUACGUUGAUCCAGACACCGAGCGUGAUACCAGCUAUGUGACUUUAAAGAGGAGAAGUAAAACUGAGUCUCACACAGGCCUCAUACUUCUUCCAAUCCCUGAGAAGGUAGACCCCUCCAAACUUGUCUUUGAUGGUGUUCGGAAACCUGUCACAGCCAAGCAGCUCCUUGAUUGUGGUGUCCUGGACAAGCCAACAUUUAAAGAUCUAGAAAAGGGGAAGAAAAAUGUCCCAGAGGUGUCUGUAGACAAAAAUGUUAAUCUGAAGGGAACUGGGCCUAUUGCUGGGGUUGUAGCUGGGAGUCAAGGCAAGAUGUCUUUGUCAGAAGCCAAGAAAAAGGCACUCCUACCUGAAGAUAUUGCAGAUUUGCUACUGGAAGCCCAGGCUGCCACAGGUCACAUCAUCGACCCCAAAAACAAUCAGAAGCUGACAGUAGAUGAGGCAUGUGCCAGAGGAGUGGUGGAUAUUAAGGAUCGAGACAGAUUAUUGGAAGCUGAAGCUGCUGCUGUGGGAUACAAGGAUUUUAGUGCAGCCAAGCCUCUCUCAGUGUUUGAGGCCAUGAAGAAGGAACUAAUUGACAGGAAGACUGGGCUACGCCUGCUGCAGGCCCAGGAGUCUGUGGGAGGUAUUCUAGAUCCCAAUCUCAGUGUGUUCCUUCCCAAAGAUACAGCUAUUAAGCGCAACCUUUUGGAUGAAAACCUCCGUCAAGCUCUAAACCAGAGUCCUGAGUGUUAUCGUGACCCAGAAACUGAGCGUGAUGCCAGCUAUGGGGCAUUGAAGAAAAGAUGCAAGACAGAGCCUCACACAGGUCUGCUACUUUUGCCAAUCACUGAGAAGCUAGACCCUUCCAAACUGAUCUUUGAUGGUGUUCGUAAGCCAGUAACAGCACAGCAGUUGCUUGAUUGUGGGGUCCUGGACAAACCAACAUUUAACCAACUAAUGAAGGGAGAGAAAACUGUCCCACAGGUGUCUGUGGAUAAGAAGGUCUUUCUAAAGGGGACAGGAUCGAUUUCUGGCGUGGCAGCUGGACCUUUAGGGAAAAUGUCUUUAUCAGAGGCCAAGAAACAGAUGCUCAUGCCUGCGGAAAGUGCCGAUUUGCUACUGGAUGCUCAGGCUGCCACAGGACACAUCAUUGACCCCACAACCAAUCAGAAGCUAACAGUAGAGGAGGCAUGUGCCAAAAGAGUGGUGGAAAAUAGGGAUCGAGAUAGACUACUGGCAGCAGAAGCCGCUGCUGUGGGUUACCGGGACCCAAGCACAGCUAAGCCUCUUUCAGUGUUUGAGGCAAUGAAAAAGGGAUUAAUUGACAGGAAGACUGGGCUACGGCUGCUGCAGGCCCAGGAGUCUGCCGGGGGCAUUCUAGAUCCCAAUCUCAGUGUUUUCCUCCCCAAAGACACAGCUAUAAAGCGCAACCUUUUGGAUGAGGACCUCCGUCAAGCUCUAAACCAGAGUCCUGGGUGCUACAUUGACCCAGACACUGAACGUGAUACCAGCUAUGGGGCUUUAAAGAAGAGAAGCAAAACAGAGUCUCACACAGGCCUGAUACUUCUGCCAAUCAAUGAGAGGAAAGACCCUUCCAAACUGAUCUUUGAUGGUGUUCGUAAGCCAGUAACAGCACAGCAGUUGUUUGAAUGUGGAGUCCUUGACAAGCCAACAUUUGACCAAUUAGUGAAAGGCGAGAAAACUGUCCCAGCAGUGUCUACGGAAAAGACAGUCUAUCUAAAGGGGACUGGACCCAUUGCUGGGGUAGUAGUCGGACGUGAAGGAAAAAUGUCUUUCUCAGAAGCCAAGAAACGGAUGCUCUUGCCCCCGGAUAGUGUAGAUUUGCUACUAGAAGCCCAGGCUGCCACAGGCCACAUCGUUGACCCUGAAGCUAAUCAGAAGCUGACAGUAGAGGACGCAUGUGCCAGAGGAGUAGUGGACAUUAGGGAUCGAGACAGAUUAUUGGCAGCAGAGGCUGCUGCUGUUGGCUUCAAGGAUCCUAGCGGAGCCAAGCCUCUCUCAGUGUUUGAGGCCAUGAAGAAGGGACUAAUUGACAGGAAGACUGGGCUACGCCUGCUGCAGGCUCAGGAGUCUAUGGGAGGUAUUCUAGAUCCCAAUCUCAGUGUGUUCCUCCCCAAAGACACAGCUGUAAAGCGCAACCUUUUGGAUGAGGAACUUUGUCAUGCUCUAAACCAGAGUCCUGAGUGUUACAUUGACCCAGACACCGAGCGUGAUACCAGCUAUGGGACUUUAAAGAGGAGAAGUAAAACUGAAUCUCACACAGGCCUCAUACUUCUGCCAAUCACUGAGAAGAAAGACCCCUCCAAACUGAUGUUUGAUGGAAUCCGCAAGCCAGUCUCAGCACAGCAGUUGUUUGAAUGUGGAGUCCUUGACAAGCCAACAUUUGAAGAUCUAGAAAAGGGGAAGAAAAAUGUCCCAGAGGUGUCUGUAGACAAAAAUGUUAAUCUGAAGGGAACUGGGCCUAUUGCUGGGGUCGUAGCUGGGAGUCAAGGCAAAAUGUCUUUGUCAGAAGCCAAGAAAAAGGCACUCCUGCCUGAAGAUAUUGCAGAUUUGCUACUGGAAGCCCAGGCUGCCACAGGUCACAUCAUUGACCCCAGAAACAAUCAGAAGCUGACAGUAGAUGAGGCAUGUGCCAGAGGAGUGGUGGAUAUUAAGGAUCGAGACAGAUUAUUGGAAGCUGAAGCUGCUGCUGUGGGAUACAAGGAUCCUAGCGGAGCCAAGCCUCUCUCAGUGUUUGAGGCCAUGAAGAAGGAACUAAUUGACAGGAAGACUGGGCUACGCCUGCUGCAGGCCCAGGAGUCUGUGGGAGGUAUUCUAGAUCCCAAUCUCAGUGUGUUCCUUCCCAAAGAUACAGCUAUUAAGCGCAACCUUUUGGAUGAAAACCUCCGUCAAGCUCUAAACCAGAGUCCUGAGUGUUACCGUGACCCAGAAACUGAGCGUGAUGCCAGCUAUGGGGCAUUGAAGAAAAGAUGCAAGACAGAGCCUCACACAGGUCUGCUACUUUUGCCAAUCACUGAGAAGCUAGACCCUUCCAAACUGAUCUUUGAUGGUGUUCGUAAGCCAGUAACAGCACAGCAGUUGCUUGAUUGUGGGGUCCUGGACAAACCAACAUUUAACCAACUAAUGAAGGGAGAGAAAACUGUCCCACAGGUGUCUGUGGAUAAGAAGGUCUUUCUAAAGGGGACAGGAUUGAUUUCUGGCGUGGCAGCUGGACCUUUAGGGAAAAUGUCUUUAUCAGAGGCCAAGAAACAGAUGCUCAUGCCUGCGGAAAGUGCCGAUUUGCUACUGGAUGCUCAGGCUGCCACAGGACACAUCAUUGACCCUACAACCAAUCAGAAGCUAACAGUAGAGGAGGCAUGUGCCAGAAGAGUGGUGGAAAAUAGGGAUCGAGAUAGACUCCUGGCAGCAGAAGCCGCUGCUGUGGGUUACCGGGACCCAAGCACAGCUAAGCCUCUUUCAGUGUUUGAGGCAAUGAAAAAGGGAUUAAUUGACAGGAAGACUGGGCUACGCCUGCUGCAGGCCCAGGAGUCUGCCGGGGGCAUUCUAGAUCCCAAUCUCAGUGUUUUCCUCCCCAAAGACACGGCUAUAAAGCGUAACCUUUUGGAUGAGGACCUCCGUCAAGCUCUAAACCAGAGUCCUGGGUGCUACAUUGACCCAGACACUGAGCGUGAUACCAGCUAUGGGGCUUUAAAGAAGAGAAGCAAAACAGAGUCUCACACAGGCCUGAUACUUCUGCCAAUCACUGAGAAGGAAGACCCUUCCAAUCUGAUGUUUGAUGGAAUCCGUAAGCCAGUCUCAGCACAGCAGCUGUUUGAAUGUGGAGUCCUUGACAAGCCAACAUUUAAAGAUCUAGAAAAGGGGAAGAAAAAUGUCCCAGAGGUGUCUGUAGACAAAAAUGUUAAUCUGAAGGGAACUGGGCCUAUUGCUGGGAUCGUAGCUGGGAGUCAAGGCAAAAUGUCUUUGUCAGAAGCCAAGAAAAAGGCACUCCUGCCUGAAGAUAUUGCAGAUUUGCUACUGGAAGCCCAGGCUGCCACAGGUCACAUCAUUGACCCCAGAAACAAUCAGAAGCUGACAGUAGAUGAGGCAUGUGCCAGAGGAGUGGUGGAUAUUAAGGAUCGAGACAGAUUAUUGGAAGCUGAAGCUGCUGCUGUGGGAUACAAGGAUCCUAGCGGAGCCAAGCCUCUCUCAGUGUUUGAGGCCAUGAAGAAGGAACUAAUUGACAGGAAGACUGGGCUACGCCUGCUGCAGGCCCAGGAGUCUGUGGGAGGUAUUCUAGAUCCCAAUCUCAGUGUGUUCCUUCCCAAAGAUACAGCUAUUAAGCGCAACCUUUUGGAUGAAAACCUCCGUCAAGCUCUAAACCAGAGUCCUGAGUGUUAUCGUGACCCAGAAACUGAGCGUGAUGCCAGCUAUGGGGCAUUGAAGAAAAGAUGCAAGACAGAGCCUCACACAGGUCUGCUACUUUUGCCAAUCACUGAGAAGCUAGACCCUUCCAAACUGAUCUUUGAUGGUGUUCGUAAGCCAGUAACAGCACAGCAGUUGCUUGAUUGUGGGGUCCUGGACAAACCAACAUUUAACCAACUAAUGAAGGGAGAGAAAACUGUCCCACAGGUGUCUGUGGAUAAGAAGGUCUUUCUAAAGGGGACAGGAUUGAUUUCUGGCGUGGCAGCUGGACCUUUAGGGAAAAUGUCUUUAUCAGAGGCCAAGAAACAGAUGCUCAUGCCUGCGGAAAGUGCCGAUUUGCUACUGGAUGCUCAGGCUGCCACAGGACACAUCAUUGAUCCCACAACCAAUCAGAAGCUAACAGUAGAGGAGGCAUGUGCCAGAAGAAUGGUGGAAAAUAGGGAUCGAGAUAGACUCCUGGCAGCAGAAGCCGCUGCUGUGGGUUACCGGGACCCAAGCACAGCUAAGCCUCUUUCAGUGUUUGAGGCAAUGAAAAAGGGAUUAAUUGACAGGAAGACUGGGCUACGCCUGCUGCAGGCCCAGGAGUCUGCCGGGGGCAUUCUAGAUCCCAAUCUCAGUGUUUUCCUCCCCAAAGACACGGCUAUAAAGCGCAACCUUUUGGAUGAGGACCUCCGUCAAGCUCUAAACCAGAGUCCUGGGUGCUACAUUGACCCAGACACUGAACGUGAUACCAGCUAUGGGGCUUUAAAGAAGAGAAGCAAAACAGAGUCUCACACAGGCCUGAUACUUCUGCCAAUCAAUGAGAGGAAAGACCCUUCCAAACUGAUCUUUGAUGGUGUUCGUAAGCCAGUAACAGCACAGCAGUUGUUUGAAUGUGGAGUCCUUGACAAGCCAACAUUUGACCAACUAAUGAAGGGAGAGAAAACUGUCCCACAGGUGUCUGUGGAUAAGAAGGUCUUUCUAAAGGGGACAGGAUCAAUUUCUGGCGUGGCAGCUGGACCUUUAGGGAAAAUGUCUUUAUCAGAGGCCAAGAAACAGAUGCUCAUGCCUGCGGAAAGUGCCGAUUUGCUACUGGAUGCUCAGGCUGCCACAGGACACAUCAUUGACCCCACAACCAAUCAGAAGCUAACAAUAGAGGAGGCAUGUGCCAGAGGAGUAGUGGACAUUAGGGAUCGAGACAGAUUAUUGGCAGCAGAGGCUGCUGCUGUUGGCUUUAAGGAUCCUAGCGGAGCCAAGCCUCUCUCAGUGUUUGAGGCCAUGAAAAAGGGACUAAUUGACAGGAAGACUGGGCUACGCUUGCUGCAGGCCCAGGAGUCUGUGGGAGGUAUUCUAGAUCCCAAUCUCAGUGUGUUCCUCCCCAAAGACACAGCUGUAAAGCGCAACCUUUUGGAUGAGGAACUUUGUCAUGCUCUAAACCAGAGUCCUGAGUGUUACAUUGACCCAGACACCGAGCGUGAUACCAGCUAUGUGACUUUAAAGAAAAGAGGUAAAACUGAGUCUCAAACAGGCCUGAUACUUCUGCCAAUCACUGAGAAGAAAGACCCUUCCAGACUGAUGUUUGAUGGAAUCCGCAAGCCAGUCUCAGCACUGCAGUUGUUUGAAUGCGGAGUGCUUGAUAAGCCAACACUUAAUCAGCUAGUGAAAGGGGAGAAAACUGUCCCAGCCGUGUCUAUGGAAAAGAUGGUAUAUCUACAGGGGACUGGACCCAUUGCUGGGGUGGUAGCUGGACGUGAAGGAAAAAUGUCUUUCUCAGAAGCCAAGAAACAGAUGCUCCUGCCCUCAAAUAGCGCAUAUUUGCUACUAGAAGCCCAGGCUGCCACAGGCUACAUCAUUGACCCUAAAACUAAUCAGAAGCUGACCGUAGAGGAGGCAUGUGCCAGAGGAGUGGUGGACAUUAGGGAUCGAGACAGAUUGUUGGUAGCAGAGGCUGCUGCUGUUGGCUUUAAGGAUCCUCGCGGAGCCAAGCCUCUGUCAGUGUUUGAGGCCAUGAAAAAGGGACUAAUCGACAGGAAGACUGUGCUACGCCUGCUGCAGGCCCAGGAGUCUGUGGGAGGUAUUGUAGAUCCCAAUCUUAGCGUGUUCCUCCCCAAAGAUACAGCUAUAAAGCGCAACCUUUUGGAUGAGGACCUCCGUCAAGCUCUUAACCAGGGUCCUGAGUGUUACGUUGACCCAGAAACUGAAAAUGAUGCCAGCUAUGGGGCUUUGCAGGAAAGAUGCAAGACAGAGCCUCAAGCAAGCCUGAAACUUUUGCCAGUCUCUGAGAAGAAAGACCCUUCCAAACUACUCUUUGAUGGUGUCCGUAAGACUGUCACAGCACAACAGUUGCUUGAUUGUGGGGUCCUGGACAAACCAACAUUUAACAAACUAAUGAAGGGAGAGAAAACGGUCCCAGAUGUGUCCGUGGAUAAAAAGGUCUUUCUGAAGGGGACAGGGUCAAUUGCUGGUGUUGCAGCUGGACCUUUAGGGAAAAUGUCUUUUACAGAAGCCAAGAAACAGAAAAUUAUGUCCUCGGACAGCGCUGACAUGCUACUGGAAGCUCAGGCAGCCACUGGCAACAUCAUUGACCCCAGAACUAAUGAGAGAUUGACUGUAAAGGCAGCAUGUGCCAAAGGAGUAGUGGAUAAGGAGGAUGAAUCAAAGUUGUUCGCAGCUGAAGCUGCUGCUAUAGGUUACAGAGACCCAAAUACAGGCAAGCUCCUGUCGGCAGGCCAGGCCAUGAAGAAGGGAUUGAUUGACAAGGACACAGCUCUACGUAUACUUCAGGCUCAAGAGUCUGUAGGGGGUAUUUUAGACCCUGCCCUCAGUGUAUUCCUACCCAAAGACAUUGCAAAGGAUAGGGAUCUCAUAGAUGAGGACCUAUACCGGGGCCUGAAUCAAUAUCCUGAGUGUUAUUUGGACCCAGACACCCAACAAGCAACUACCUAUGUAUCUCUGAAGAAAAAAUGCAAAGCAGAUCCAAAAACAGGUCUUUUGCUUCUCCCUGAACCUAAAAAGCCAAUAACUGUACAGGGGCUCAGGGGUCAGGUGCCAGUCAGAGAUCUAGUGGAUGCAAACCUAUUAGACCGGUCAGAUAUGGACCAACUGAGAGAGGGCAGAUUGACGAGCCAGGACAUUGAAGACCGCCUGCACUCCUACCUGAGAGGUUCCACCUGCAUAGCAGGAGUUUAUGAUGAGGCCAGUGAUAAGGUGAUGCCCAUCUAUCAGGCCAUGAAAGAUGGACUGCUGCAAUCUGGGACCACACUGGAACUGCUUGAGGCCCAGGCUGCCUCAGGUUUUAUAGUUGAUCCUGUCAACAACCAUUACCUGACAGUUAGUGAUGCUUACAAUAAAAGACUGUUUGGGCCAGAGUUUAAGGACCAUCUGCUAUCAGCAGAGAGGGCUGUGACUGGUUACAAACUGCCUGGUACAGACAAGAUUAUUUCCCUCUUUCAGGCCAUAGAGAGAGGUCUAGUGGAGAAAGGUCAUGGCAUCCGUCUACUCGAGGCUCAGAUUGCCAGCGGUGGUAUCAUUGAUCCUGAACACAGCCAUCGGAUUGACGUGAACGUAGCCUACAAGAGAGGUUACUUUGAUGAAGAAAUGAACAAGGCCCUGACUGAUCAGAAUGUUGAUACCAAGGGUUUCUUUGACCCCAACACAGAGGAAACCCUAGCUUAUCUGGAGCUUAAGAAUCGCUGUAUCACAGAUAAGAAGACUGGCCUCAUCCUGUUGCCUAUCACUGACAAGAAAAGUCAAGAAUCGACUUCGAAGAACACUCUGAGAAAGAGGAGAGUGGUAAUUGUAGACCCGGAGACUAAUAAAGAGAUGACAGUACGUGUAGCAUAUGACAAGGGGUAUAUUGACUACGACACCUUUGUGGAGCUGUCCGAGCAGGAGUGUGAGUGGGAAGAGAUCACUAUCACUGCUCCAGAUGGUUCCAUCCGCUUUGUUAUCAUUGACAGGAAGACUGGAAGACAGUAUGACAUUAGCGAGCUGCUUGAAAUGCGAGUAAUCAACCAAUCAGAUGUAGAUAAUUACCGAUCACGUACCAUCACCCUUACUCAAUUUGCAGAUAUCAUCAGCAACAAGACCAAAUAUGGGUCAUCCUCAUUAUCAUCAUCAUCAUCAGCUUCAAGAUCAUCAGCAGCCGGAGGUACAUCUUCAGUGACAUCAUCAUCAACUUCAAGAACAUCAGCAUCCCCGGGUACAUCUUCAGUGAUAUCAUCAUCAACUUCAAGAACAUCAGCAUCACCGGGUACAUCUUCAGUGACAUCUUCAUCAACUUUAAGAACAUCAGCAGCCUCAGUUCCAUCGUCAGUGACAUCAUCAUUGUCAUCAUCAGUCCUGUCAAGACCCUUAUCAUCUUCUCUCUCAAAGAUGACCACAACAAGAACUUCCACUGUCACAGAGCGAAGCACCUCAACCUGCAGUGUACCUCGAGACUCAACUGACUCCCGUAGGAAUAUAUCCAGCAUAUCUGUCACUCUGUCCUCUCCUAUUGAAGUAAUAGAUGAACAGGAACCUGUGGGUGCCGUCUUUGACACAGACUGUAUCGAGAAGAUAUCCAUCACAGAGGCUCUAGAUCGUGGUCUGGUGGAUUCCAUCACUGCCCAGAGACUGCUGGAGGCUCAGGCUUGCACUGGAGGAAUAAUCAAUCCCACAAAUGGCCAUAGGCUCAGCAUCCAUGAGGCCACCCGCCUGGGCAUAAUAAGUGACAACAUGGGCCCAAAGCUCAAGCCUGCCCAGAAAGCCUUCUUUGGCUUUGAGGAUGUAAAAAACAAGAAGAAGUUAUCUGUUCCUCAGGCCAUGAAGGAGAGGUGGCUGCCAUAUGAGGCAGGGCAGAGGUUCCUAGAGUUCCAGUAUGUAACAGGAGGGAUUUAUGACCCAGAAAUGUGCUGUAGAAGAACCAUAGAUGAGGCUGUGGAAAUGAAGUGGCUGGAUUCGAGAGACGCCGAGAGGCUCCAAAACGUCAGAGACCACACAAAGAACCUGACGUGCCCCAAGAGCAAACUUAGGAUCUCUUACAAGCAGGCUCUGGAUAAUUGUCUGGUGGAGGAAAGCAAUGGGUUGAAAAUGCUCCAGGCAUCAUCUGUGUCUUCCAGAGGGAUCAGCAGUCCUUACAAUGUCUCCUCUGCCCCAGGGUCCACCACCGGCUCCAGGAGUGGCUCACGACGAAGCUCCCGCAGGAGCAGUGUGGACCUUGGAUCCCCCUCCUCCUCAGGAACUUAUCACCACAGUGUUUCUAGCUUCACCACCUACUCUGCAUCCUCCAAAUAAAUCAAGAAAAUGAUCUGCACAUUCAUGCUCUUUUCUUGCAAAUGAUUCCUUUUGUUAAAAAUAUACCGAUUGUUCAGAAAAUAACUUGUGUGUGUCGUAUAUGAGGAGAAAAAAAAAAUUAAGAUAAUGUUCUUAAACUUUUUGCAUAGUUUUAGAUUUCUGCUUUGGUGUUGCUAUGCUUUUAAAAUGCUAUAGUUCAAAUGUUCGAGAAAAUUAACACUUCCAAGAUAUUUUUUGUGGAAAUGAACUAAAGUAUUAAUGGCAGCCAUCUUAUGGUAUUUGGAAUGAAAAUAAUGAGGAUGUUAAUAUAAUUUUUGGUGCCCCUAAAAUAGGCUUAGAAAUGAUUACCAUAUUUUUGCAUACAAAAAAUAAGUUUUUCAAAAUCUUCAUGAAAUGUAAUUUCUUUUUAAGCUUUGCAUUGGUCACAUAAGGGUGCUAUGUUUACAUUUAUUUGUCAUCUGAAAUACAUGUUUUGUGAGGGGAGGGAUACAAGGUUUGGUUACAUAUAUUGGUUUAACUAUUUGUUUUCUACUGAAUCAGUUGUUAACUGUUGUUCUUUUGCUCUUUAGUGCUUCCGGUUUUGUAACAGUUUCUCAAUAUCUCCAAAUAAAAGCGGUUGAGUCUUUAGCUCA
Molecule: messenger RNA, 19175 nt
Organism: Sebastes umbrosus (honeycomb rockfish)
Lineage: Eukaryota; Metazoa; Chordata; Actinopteri; Perciformes; Sebastidae
Product: plectin-like
Exons: 24
Coding region: 97-18543 (6148 amino acids)
Biological process (GO): cell-cell adhesion; skin development; intermediate filament cytoskeleton organization
Cellular component (GO): intermediate filament; cytoplasm; intercalated disc
Molecular function (GO): structural molecule activity
Source: RefSeq, a predicted model, not a curated record